Messenger RNA from Cajanus cajan (pigeon pea), 1720 nucleotides. Its product is annotated as proline transporter 2. Lineage: Eukaryota; Viridiplantae; Streptophyta; Magnoliopsida; Fabales; Fabaceae. The record is from RefSeq and is a predicted model, not a curated record.
AAAUUAAUGUGUUUGUUUAUAUAUAAUUUUCUACCACGUCCUGAUAUUUAAGGAGCAAAGACUUGUUCUCUUCGUCAGAUAUCAAUCUAGGAUUCGCCAUGGAUGUUGAAGAAAGAACGAGCAAGGACAAUUCUCUUUCCCUGAACCUCGAACAAGGUCAAGAAAAGGGUACCAAAAACGACGAUUAUGGUCUCGCUUCUGCUCAUACUAUUGACCACGAUUCAUGGCAACAAGUGGGGUUGAUGCUUGUGACAAGCUUCAAUUGCGGGUGGAUAUUAAGUUUUUCUAAUCUCAUCAUGUGGCCACUCGGUUGGACUUGGGGUAUCAUAUGCCUCCUUCUUGUGGGGCUCUACACUGCUUAUGCUAACUGGCUCUUGGCAGCAUUUCAGUUCAUUGGUGACCGAAGAUUCAUUAGAUACAGAGAUCUUAUGGGAUUUACCUACGGCAAGAGUAUGUACCACCUCACAUGGGCUUUCCAGUUUUUUACCCUUCUUCUUGGAAAUAUGGGUUUCAUCCUCCUGGGAGGCAAGGCACUUAAGGCAAUAAACUCAGAAUUCAGCGAUUCUCCCUUGAGGCUGCAAUACUACAUAAUGAUGACAGGAGCUGCUUACUUCUUCUAUUCAUUUUUCAUCCCAACAAUGUCUGCCAUGAAAAAUUGGUUGGCACCUUCUGCAGUGGUCACUCUCACAUAUAUUAUAUUUCUUCUCAUUGUUUUAGUCAAAGAUGGGAGAUCAAAUUCGAAUAGGGAUUUCAAUAUUAGCGGAAGUGAAGCGAGCAAAGUCUUCAAUGCUUUUGGUGCCAUUUCCGCCAUCAUCGUUAGCAACACCAGUGGAUUGCUCCCCGAGCUACAGUCCACUCUACGUAAGCCAGCAGUGAAGAACAUGAGGAAGGCCCUGUAUUUACAAUAUACGAUGGGAGCAGUGUUAUAUUAUGGUGUCACCGUUAUGGGAUAUUGGGCUUAUGGAUCAGCUGUAUCGGCCUACCUUCCUGAAAACUUAAGUGGUCCCAAAUGGAUUAAUGUCCUCAUUAAUCUCAUCGUCUUCUUACAAUCCAUAGUCUCACAACAUAUGUUUUUAGCACCAAUUCUGGAGGCCUUGGACACUAAAUUCCUAGAAAUAGAUAAGCUCAUGCAUUCAGGGCAGAACUUGAAACGCUUAUUUCUCAUACGCGCGUGUUUCUUCACAGGGAACACAUUUGUUGCUGCAGCAUUUCCUUUUAUGGGUGACUUUGUAAACUUUCUUGGCUCAUUUUCACUCGUUCCUCUCACCUUCAUGUUCCCAAGCAUGGUCUUCAUCAAGGUGAAGGGAAAGACAGCUAGAAUAGAGAAGAAGGCAUGGCAUUGGUUCAACAUCGUUUUUUCUUUUCUGCUCACAAUAGCAACCACAAUUUCAGCAGUGCGGUUGAUAGUCCACAACAUCCAAAAGUAUCAUUUCUUUGCAGAUGCAUGAUUGCCAAUCUCAUGCACCUGUUUGUUUGACUUAAUUCAGCAAGAAUUAUACUUAAAUAGUUAAAGUUAAAUAAAAAAACGGAAUAAAUAAAAUUAUUAUAUCUUUUUCCAUCCAAUUAUUCUCCGGUUUUCUCACCUCUUAGAAGUGCUAUAUUUAUGAUUUGAGCGACCGAGAAAAUGGGUUAGUGACUUUGAAUCUAUAAUUCCUAUUGUGUAGUUGUUCAAUUAUGAAGAGUAACUACUCAAAUACACGCAAUACAUACACCUAAGUAU